AUGAGUUUCAAUGCUCAAGUGAUCAAGGAUGUGGCAGUUGACCCAGAAGCAUAUGCUUCAUACGUGUUGAAAGACGCUCCUCUUGGCAGAGACAAGAUUAAGGUAGCGCGCAUUCCUCGAGAAUCGUUCACGGCGUUCCGACUGAUUUAUGCAUCGCCAACCGAAAUUUCCAUGAAUUCGAGAACUGUACUUCUCGGUGGAGUGCCAAAGCUGUGGUACGUUCAAAGAACAAACGAUUUUCUUCGAUCUCUGGACAGAUUGACCAACAAAGGACUUUGGAAGCGAGUAGAAAUGGUACAACAUUACGCAUCCUCUUUGAGUCACCGUGAAAGUAAAUCCAAAGCGCGCCGUGAUUAUUGGAGUAGAGAGGAAUUGCCUGACGAGCAGGAACCGGAUCAAGGUAAGGCUUCUAGCGGUGUACAAGGUGAAUCUCAAGACAGACACGGUUAUACUGUCUCCAAAAUGGUAGCAGGUACUCAGGUACCUCUCCGGCCAAAGAAAGCACAAACGUUCGCUGCACCUACGAGUGGGCGCUCUGGGGCUUGGAAAAAAGGCCAUGGUCUGAAAGAACGGAGAACUUUCGCAACCAGCGAACGUCCAGACAUCGACACCACAAGUACGACAAUCACUUUAAAUCGAUCGAAUACACCAGCACAAGAUAGGUUUGAGCCCUCUCUGGAAUUGGAUGGGCGUCUCGCGGAUGGGACAGACGCCGACGAUUCGCUGUCAUGGUUUGGAACCGCCGAAAGCGAGCCAGAACCAAACAUUUAUAAUAUAAAUUCGACGACUAUCAGAUCAACAACUGAACACUCUUAUUCAACGUCUGGACAAGGCUCUAAACCGAACGCUUUGACCUCGUCACUUCGCGAAGAACAAACUGCUGACGUCAAAAUUUCACCUGAGCUUGCAAGCCUAAGGAAAGAAUCGAAAACCUCGAGAUAUAUUCCGAUGAGUGGUACUCGUCUUCCAUCACCGGAUAACAACUUUAGCGAUGCCGACUCAACAUACAGUUCAAUUUCGGGUCCGACUUUCAGCAGCAAACCUUUCGAUUAUUCAAGGAACAUUUUGCCGUUGGCCACUCUUGGACCAAUCCCUGAAAAACUAUCCAGAGAGGAAACAGAUUUAAUUUUGAAAUUAGAAUCUCACCAUAAGCUUUUGAGCGAAGUUAAAAGCUUGGUUUUCAGGACUGGCAAAGUUCUGCAUUUUGAUAAACUGCACAGAGAUAUAAGGAAAAUUGUUGAUACCGAAAUUCCUCUGCCGCAGCGAUUUUUCAAAAAAUACAAGCCUGGCGAAGUAGUGAAAAUGGAGAAAAUGCUCGUUUUAGUCAAGUCUGCCAUCAGCGCUAAGACCCCACCACUAGACUUUUCGGAACAUGAAACUGUCGAAACCAGGGUUAUUGAGAGGUGGAAAGAGUAUAUCGUUGUCGCUAGAGCUACUGGAAAACUUGAAACACCACUCUUUCUUCAGUUUUAUCGGCACAGAAAUAUACCAAGAUUUGCAAGGAUAAAUCGCCUUUUUGGCGAAUCGCAUAGCAGUUCAAUGGACUUUGUGUUUGACACCAGUUGCGUGACUGGAUUUUACAGCACUUUAGACAAAACCAUUCAUGUACUAAGACCGAGCGUCGAAGGCCUUAAUGCUCAAACAAGUGACGGUUCAGGAAAUAUAGACGCAUUCCGAAUAUACAUUUUGAGGUGCUCUUCGUCUCUCUCGGCAAGCGAAUGGCUGAACUUUUUCCAGUCUUCCGGAGGAAUUGAUAAUCGGGCUGAGAAUCUGACUGUUCAUAUUCCAGAUAUUGAUGGAUCGGUCUCUAUUCCUGUACCUGUUCAAUUCCAACAAGAGUUCAAAAAUCAAGCGAUGCAGGAGGCUGAGAGUUUGGAAAUUCUAAUAUUACCUAGGGGUUAUAAAGUUCUUCUUUUCCCAAUUCUUCGCUAUCUUGAACUUUCGAUUCAAGGUAAGCUGCUCGAAGCUGGUUUUAAACAGCAGGUGGAAAGUUGGAAAAGCGUAAACAUUAGGACAGGCUUUUGCUGGAAACACUAUGAUAGACUAGAAUGGUGCUCCGGCGACCAGUAUGAUUUACUUAUUGGGGCAUUCGCGUUGAGAGAAUCCCAUUUACUCGAAUAUAGGCGCCUUUCACAAUAUCCGAGGAACGUUGAACUGCCGGACGGUAAAAAUCUGACUGAGCCGCCGCCAAUUGAAGGAUUCUUGCUGAAGCUUACAGAUGGGAAUGGAAAUGAAAAGUUAGGCGCGUUGAGAAAUGCAUAUUCGAGGUUACUCUACUUUUUUACGUUAGACGGACUUCUCUUUUUCAUGCAAUACUACAAGAGCGUCCCUCCUCUUCCUCAAGAAGCCUACGGAGAGGAUCAAUUGUUGAAUCAUGAUCACGACGCUCUACAAAAGGCACUUCGAAAUCUACCGCAUGUUUUCGAACAAAAUCCAUAUAGUUUAAAUUUGGAUAGCCACAUAGCUUGGCUCAAUGACCAGCUACCACCGGAACAAUUUUGGUCGAAGGAUAAUUAUGCGUUUGCAUGCACAUGGAGAAAGUUUGCGCAAAUAGUUAAAGCAGAGGGUGUUAUAGACUUAUCAGGUGUGAUUAAGGUAUCAAAGGCUGCAAUGGAUAUGAACAAGAAAACCGAAAUGAGCUUAAAGGUUCUAUCUGGCGCAAACAAAUUUAUAUGGAAGUCGCAGAACACUGUUGAUAGCGCCUUGAAUUCUAUCAUAAUCCUAACAAUGCGGAAUGGAACUAAACUUAAACUGCUUGCGCCUUCUCCCGAGGUCUGCGACGAAUGGGUGCAAAGAUUACGCCAAUUAUGUGUAUAUUGGAAAUCUCGGAAAAAGGAAGACCUUCAACGGCAGUGGCAAACUAAAGUGGCUAAUCUGCGUAACCUUAAAAUCGAAGAAGCUGAAGAAGCUAAUGUUAGCGAGUCAACGCCCAAAUGGGUCACUGAUCGAGGAAUAGCUGACGAUAAGAUCUACAAUGUUAGUGCCCAGUCUAUGAUGAGACCUCUUAUGCAUACCGGUUUUCUUUACCAAAAGCCUCGGAAGCAUUCUGCUUUCAGGAAAUUCUUUGCAAUUCUCAUACCUGGUUUUGUCAUACUUUAUAAAUGCUUUACGAGGUCCAGAGGGAGAUCUUGCCGGAGAAUCACUGAUUAUAAGCAUCACUUGACUAUUACGAUUGAACAAUGCUACAUUUACUCGGGCUAUACAACGUCGAUCGACUUGUUGAAAAGAGAUAAGGAAUUUGAUAGAUUAAAUCCAGGUACAAAUCCGGUGCCGAGAAUUUAUUCCAACGGCUGGAGAUCAGGUGAAGAGGAGACCUCGAGAUGCUUCACGCUUUGGUUUGGUACUAAAAGAGCCAUUUCAAGUUUUGAAAAAAAAUCCAACGCCAGCUCGUUCUCCGAAGAUCGUUCCAACAACAUUAAAAAUGCCAGGGAGAGUUUGGGCAAAAAUGACUUACCAAAUAAUAAUGAUAGAGGAGACUCUCGUAGUGGCGUUAACACAGAAACCGAGAAAAAUUCAGAAGACGAUACACCGCAAGAUUGGGUAGAACAAUCUGCUAAGAACCCAAAUUUCUUAAAGCUAGUGGCGCGAUUAGGUGUUACAGGAAAGUCAAUGGUUUUCAUGGCAAAAUCUCGACAGGAAAGAGACCUGUGGGUCAUUAAAAUUAGUUCAGAACUUGAGCGACUAAAACACGAAUCAGUAGAAUCUUAA
Molecule: messenger RNA, 3708 nt
Organism: Lachancea mirantina
Lineage: Eukaryota; Fungi; Ascomycota; Saccharomycetes; Saccharomycetales; Saccharomycetaceae
Source: the annotation of a GenBank genome assembly